AGGUUAUUCAUCUUUUGGCUGGAAUAAUUCCAUUGUUUUCACUUCUCAAUCGCUUAGACAAAUGGUGUCGUGGAUAGAUAGGUGUAAAUUCCUACAAAGUGAUUUGUUCCUUGGACGUGUUGCUUUAAUAUUUCUGGUUUUGCAAAAUGCUGCCGUUGUCCUCGUGACUCGAUAUUCUCGUGCUAGAGAAGGAGAUUUGUAUUUUCCUUCAACAGCAGUGGUGAUGAGUGAAUUAGUGAAACUUUUAGUCUGUUUUCUACUAGUUUUUUUCGAAGAGAAAUGUUCCGUUGCUUCAUUUAUACACAGUUUGCGGGACAAUAUAAUAAAAGAUCCAAAGGAUUGUCUUCUGGUAUCCAUCCCGGGAAUGAUUUACACAAUUCAAAAUAACCUACUAUUUGUUGGUUACUCAAAUUUAGAUGCUGUCUCUUUUCAGAUAUCAUAUCAAUUGAAGAUUUUCACAACAGCAAUCUUCUUUAGAAUAAUCUUAUCGAAACACUUAAGCCGAAUACAAUGGUGUUCUUUAUGUGUUCUAUUCACUGGUGUUGUAUUAACACAGCUCAAUGAUGUUGUCAAUUCCAGUGCUGGGAAAACUGCAAGUACAACGGAGAACAAUCAAAACCUAUUUGUCGGUCUUUCUUCUGUUGUAUUAGCUUGUAGUUGUUCCGGUUUUGCUGGUGUUUUCUUUGAAAAAUUAUUAAAAAGUAGUCAUAAAAGUGUAGCUAUACGUAAUAUACAAUUGGCAUUCUAUGGUGUUACCACCGGUAUCAUAACAGUCUAUUUGAAAGAUGGUAAAGAAAUUGCUAGGAAACAUUUUUUCUUCGGUUACGAUUCUGUUGUAUGGGCAGCAAUAUUAAUUCAGUCAUUAGGUGGUUUACUAAUCGCAGCAACUAUUCGUUAUGCUGAUAAUAUACGUAAAGGAUUUGCCUCAUCAUUGGCUAUUGUACUUACUUUUAUUUUGUCAAUAUUUUGGUUUAAUUUUAAUCCGACACUUUCAUUUUAUAUUGGUGCUAUUUUAGUAGUUAUUGCUACUAUUUUGUAUUCAUCUUAUCCACCUUCAAAUGAUCAUAGCACUACUACUACUACUACUACUAAUAGUAAAGAUAAACACAAUGGCUUUGAUACUCAAAAGUUCAUAUCGGAGUCAAAUUUCAGGCAUAAGUUAUCUGUUUAAUUUCAGUAUUUUGAUAUUAAGUUUUUGCCUUUAUUUUCUAAAAGCAAUGGUCGAAAUGCCUUAGCAUCAAUCAAAAAGCAAUUUGAUUAUUGGUUGUUUUUUUUUGUUGUUGGAACAAUCACUUAAUUCUGCUUUUGGUGAUUUGUUUCUUACAUAUUUUUAUUCUUUUUUUUUUCUGUCUGUGAUAACCUUUAGGUAUUUUUAUCUUUUUUUUAUUUGCUAUGAGGAGACAUUGUCUUCAGGAAAUUCUAAUUUCUUUUUCCAUUAUGUGGAUAUAAGUGUCACUGCUUAGAUAAAAAUUAUUUAUUCUGAAUUAAUGUUCCAAAAAAAAUACAUUAUUUUCAGUUAUAACACUGCUUUC
This is a messenger RNA of Schistosoma turkestanicum, 1532 nucleotides long. NCBI's taxonomy places the organism in Eukaryota, Metazoa, Platyhelminthes, Trematoda, Strigeidida, Schistosomatidae. The record is from the annotation of a GenBank genome assembly.